AUGAAUGACAAACAGCUAACGGCCGUUCAAGGCCUUAUAAGCAUUGCCAGUGUUACCAGGCACGAUGCUAUUAGCAUUCUCAACAAGCACGACUACAAUCUGGACCGUACUCUUCGAUUAGAAUGGGACCGUAUUCCCAAGCGACGCGAAGCAGUCAUGCUGGAAAAUAUCUUCAACAAUUAUAGAGAUCCCGAAGGAGGUGACAUCAUUGGAAUUGAUGGUACUGUCCAAUUUAUCACAGACCUUGGUCUUGAGCUCUCUGACUCAGUUGUUUUGGCUAUCGCCAUGACUCUUAAUGCUGAAGCCGAAGGUGAAUUUUCUAAGCUCGGUUUUAUCUUUGGCUGGCUGUCUCUAAGUGCCACCUCAAUUUCUGAAAUGAAGGUCGCUGUCGAACACAUGAAGGAGCAGAUGCAAAAUAAUCCUGCAUACUUUAAGAAUGUGUAUCGCUUCACUUACACGUAUAUUUUGCCGCCCAAUACCCGCAGUCUGCCAACCGAGUCUGCCAUUGCAUACUGGGAGCUGCUACUUACCGGUCGUUUCCAAAAGCUUACUGAAUGGAACGAGUUCAUUCUUAACGUAUAUAAGAAGAGUAUUUCGAAGGAUACGUGGAAUAUGAUUCUUGAGUUUGCAAACUAUAUUCCAAAUGACCCUGACCUUGAAAACUACGACCUCGAGGCUUCGUGGCCCUCUGUCAUAGAUGAAUUUGUCGAAUACCUGAAGGAAAAUAAGAAAUAA
Molecule: messenger RNA, 735 nt
Organism: Magnusiomyces paraingens
Lineage: Eukaryota; Fungi; Ascomycota; Dipodascomycetes; Dipodascales; Dipodascaceae
Exons: 4
Coding region: 1-735 (244 amino acids)
Biological process (GO): protein neddylation; positive regulation of ubiquitin-protein transferase activity
Cellular component (GO): ubiquitin ligase complex
Molecular function (GO): ubiquitin conjugating enzyme binding; cullin family protein binding; ubiquitin-like protein binding
Source: RefSeq, a predicted model, not a curated record